Messenger RNA from Lepus europaeus (European hare), 3293 nucleotides. It is a transcript of the gene USP16, whose product is annotated as ubiquitin specific peptidase 16. Lineage: Eukaryota; Metazoa; Chordata; Mammalia; Lagomorpha; Leporidae. Gene Ontology annotation, cellular component: cytosol; nucleus. The record is from RefSeq and is a predicted model, not a curated record. The transcript has 19 exons. Gene Ontology annotation, molecular function: cysteine-type endopeptidase activity; cysteine-type deubiquitinase activity; zinc ion binding. The coding region runs from base 198 to 2681 and encodes 827 amino acids. Gene Ontology annotation, biological process: regulation of cell cycle; regulation of gene expression.
GCGGGGUCCGGAAGCCGAGGACGCCCUGAUCUGUGGGUUCGGCUGGACACCGGCACCGGCUCCAGUUUUCCAAAACUCGGAUCGACAGACGGAAUUCUUUGGCCCGAUACCAACCAUGGAAGAUCAAGGGGAAGAAUGUUUCAUGCAGAGGAAGCAGAUUGUAUUUUUUGUCAGUAAGUAAUCCAUAAAGUGCCAACAUGGGAAAGAAACGGACAAAGGGAAAAACUGUUCCAAUUGAUGAUUCCUCUGAAUCCCCAGAGCCUAUGUGCAGACACAUUAGAAAAGGACUGGAACAAAGUAAUCUGAAAAGGGCGCUAGUGGAUGUAGAGUGGAAUAUUUGCCAAGACUGUAAGAUGGACAAUAAACUAAAAGACAAAUCUGAAGAAGAAAUGGAAGAAAACCCUUCAGUUUGGCUGUGUCUUAAAUGUGGCCAUCAGGGCUGUGGCAGAGAUUCAAAGGAGCAGCAUGCCUUGAAGCACUAUAUGACACCAAGAUCUGAACCUCACUGUUUGGUUCUUAAUUUGGAUAACUGGAGUGUAUGGUGUUAUAUUUGUGAUGAUGAAGUCCAGUAUUGCAGUUCAAACCGACUGGGCCAAGCAGUUGAUUAUGUUAGGAAACAAUCUGGUAUUCCAGCUCCAAAACCAGCAGAGAAAGAUAAUGGGAGCAUUGAACUUGAGAAUAAAAAAUUAGAAAAGGAGAGUAAAAAUGAACAAGAGAGAGAAAAAAAGGAAAACAUGCCUAAAGAAAAUCUGCCCAUGAAUUCUACUUCCCAAAUAACCGUGAAAGGACUCAGUAACUUGGGAAAUACAUGUUUCUUCAAUGCUGUUAUGCAGAAUUUAUCACAAACACCAGUGCUUAGAGAACUACUAAAAGAAGUAAAAAUGUCUGGAACGAUUGUUAAAAUUGAACCACCUGAUUUGGCACUAACAGAACCUUUAGAAAUAAACCUUGAACCUCCAGGCCCUCUUACUUUAGCCAUGAGCCAGUUUCUUAAUGAGAUGCAAGAGACCAAAAAGGGAAUUGUGACACCUAAAGAACUCUUUUCUCAGGUCUGUAAAAAAGCAGUGCGAUUUAAAGGCUAUCAGCAGCAAGACAGCCAGGAGCUGCUUCGCUAUUUAUUGGAUGGGAUGAGAGCAGAAGAGCACCAAAGAGUGAGUAAAGGAAUUCUUAAAGCAUUUGGUAAUUCUACUGAAAAAUUGGAUGAAGAACUAAAAAAUAAAGUUAAAGAUUAUGAAAAGAAAAAAUCGAUACCAAGUUUUGUGGAUCGCAUCUUUGGUGGUGAACUAACUAGUACAAUCAUGUGUGAUGAAUGCAGAACUGUCUCCUUGGUUCAUGAAUCGUUCCUUGAUUUGUCUCUCCCAGUUUUAGAUGAUCAGAGUGGUAAGAAAAGUAUAAAUGAUAAAAAUCUAAAGAAGACAAUGGAAGAUGAAGAUAAAGACAGUGAGGAAGAAAAAGAUAAUGACAGUUACGUAAAAGAGAGAAACGACAUUCCUUCAGGAACAAGUAAACACUUACAGAAAAAAGCAAAGAAGCAAGCCAAAAAGCAAGCCAAAAACCAACGAAGGCAACAAAAAAUUCAAGGGAAGGUUCUUCAUUUAAAUGAUAUCUGUACCAUUGACCAUUCUGAAGAUAAUGAAUGUGAGGCUGAAAUAUCACUUCAGGGAGAAGUAGAUAUUAAAUCCAACCAUAUUUCACAAGAGGAAGUUACACCUGAAGAAUAUGAUGUUAAUCAGAAAGAUUUGAAUGGCCAAGAAAAAAUAAUAGAAAGUGUAACUGACAAUCAAAACUCCAUGGAAGAAGUAGAUGUGAAAAAUGUCAACAUGGAUAAUGAUCUGGAGGUUUUGGCAUCUUCUCCCACUGAAUGUAGUGGGAAUUUAAAUGGUGCCUACCUACAGGAGGAAAGCAAUGAAGAAGUAGACAUUUCCAAUGGUUUCAAAAACCUUAACCUGAAUGUUACUCUUGAACCUGAUGAAAUCAAUAUAGAGAUUCUGAAUGACAGCUAUACCCCUGAGACAAAGGUAUAUGAGGUUGUAAAUGAAGAUCCAGAAACUGCUUUCUGUACUCUUGCAAACAGGGAAGCUUUCAACACUGAUGAGUGUUCAAUCCAACAUUGUUUGUAUCAGUUCACCCGCAAUGAGAAAUUACGAGAUGCAAAUAAACUGCUUUGUGAAGUAUGCACACGGAGACAGUAUAAUGGACCAAAGGAAAAUACAAAAGGUGAAAGGAAGCAUGUUUACACCAAUGCUAAAAAGCAGAUGUUAAUCUCUCUUGCUCCUCCUGUUCUCACUCUUCAUUUAAAGAGAUUUCAGCAGGCUGGUUUUAACCUACGCAAAGUUAACAAACACAUAAAGUUUCCAGAAAUCUUAGAUUUGGCUCCUUUUUGUACCCUUAAAUGUAAGAAUGUUGCUGAAGAAAAUACAAGGGUACUGUAUUCCUUAUAUGGAGUUGUUGAACACAGUGGUACUAUGAGGUCAGGACAUUAUACUGCCUAUGCCAAGGCAAGAACUGCCAGUAGUCAUCUCUCUAAUCUUGUUCUUCAUGGUGAUAUUCCACAAGGUUUGGAAAUGCAAUCAACCAAAGGGCAGUGGUUUCACAUCAGUGAUACACAUGUGCAAGCUGUGCCUACAACUAAAGUCCUAAAGUCACAAGCGUACCUCCUAUUUUAUGAAAGAAUACUAUAACAAUAUAAAAAGCACUUUCUCUGGAAACACAUUUUUGGCUUUUAUAAUGGCUGUAAUAACAACAAUAAAAAAGUAAAGACUAUUUAAAUCAUGUUUACUUAACAUUAAAUACAUGCCAGAAGAAAUCAUGUUUAAAUAUUGAAGGGAAAAAUAACUAUAAAGAUUUACAAUGGUUUUGUAUCGUCACAGUGGUUUUUAUUCCUGCUUCCAUUUUCUGGAAAGGAAAUUCUGAAUUACUUAAAUCCUCUAUGCUUACUAUGGGUGGUGGGUUGCAAUGCAUCAAUAAACUGACUUAACUCCAAAACUUGUUUUAUUACUUAGAAGAUUUUAAGUUGUACUGACUUUAAUGGCUUGAUAUACAGUGAACUCUUGCUGCAGCAAAAAUGAGAUGCAUAUCAUUCCUAGUACUGUUGAACUGUUGAGUUUAUGUAAGACCCAGUCAGCCAUAUUCUAAAAUUCCUUUGAAAGAAUACCAAAAACAGUUUCAAACAGUAUUAUUCAGGGACCUAUAUGAUCAACAAAUACAGUGCCUGUGUCCUAUUAAAUCAGUAUAAUGCAAUGUUCUUUGUUUUUCCAAUACUGACUUAUUGAUCAUAACUGGAUCUACUUAAC